Quercus lobata is the source of this 2617-nucleotide messenger RNA. RefSeq names its product serine/threonine-protein phosphatase 7 long form homolog. Gene Ontology annotation, biological process: meristem development; meristem maintenance. The transcript has 2 exons. The coding region runs from base 552 to 2459 and encodes 635 amino acids. Lineage: Eukaryota; Viridiplantae; Streptophyta; Magnoliopsida; Fagales; Fagaceae. The record is from RefSeq and is a predicted model, not a curated record.
UGUAACCGACCAUGCCAUGUUCAUGUUCAUGCUAUAGCUCGAUGCUAUAUACUGAAAACAUUGAAAAACCCUCCCAAGGUUUAAGGAUUUUCCCUUACUUUUGUUCUUUCUUUCCCUGGAACCAAACAGAGAAAACACUUUUAUGAGAAAAGAAACUCAUAUAUGAACCAUGAAGAAGUACCCACCAGCCUUUAUCUUCCAUAGAAUCCCUUCUAAAAGUUUUUGUUCUUCAUUGAUGAAGGAACCAAGCAGAGGAUAAGGAUUGAAGAAUGAAGAAAAAUGAUAAUAUGAGCUGGUGCCGGGUAGCCACCCAUCAUCUUCCAUAAGAAUCCCUCAAAGUUCUUGAUCAUCAAAGUGGUGGUAAAGCCCUUUCCUUUCUAUUAUUUUCCUAAGAACCAAACAUGGGUCAGGUUUUAAGUGAUAUAUAGAAUAUGUCAACCAUCUUUCUUCAUUUUAGCAGCAGUGAAAGUAAUAUAUAAAUAUAGUAUGUAGUACCCGCCAAAAUAUUGUCUUCAAUUUAGUCCUUUGUGAGAAACCUUGAAACUCCAAGAAUGGUUGAACCAAUAGAUGCCAUUUUUGAGGAGAGAGAGGAGCUCAUGGUGCCACCAACUGGUGGCAACCCAACUCUCAGAAUAGCCCAUUUUCUUAAACCCUCUGUGACUUCCACUGAAGGCCUUCCUUCACCUUUUCUCUCUGCUGAACCCACCAUUUCUGAGCUUGAAAAUUUGCCUCUGAAGGUUUGUUUCAGAGGUUGGCAACGUCCAAAUGAGAGGUGGAAAAUGUGGGUUGCAAGUUUGCAUUCCAAGUACCAAUCCAUAUGGAAGGAAAGUGGAAUAUAUGAAGCAAUUAUUUGCUCCAAAUAUUCAAUAUGUAAACACCAAGAUUUAAUUCUUGGUCUUGCCCAAAAAUGGUGUCCUAAGACCAACACAUUCAUCUUUUCUUGGGGAGAAGCCACUGUUACUUUGGAAGAUAUGAUGGCUUUAGGGGGCUACUCUGUUUUGGGUAACUCUGUUUUAAGCCCUCUUUUUACGAAAGAGAUGGAAGAAAUUCUUGAAAUCUUGCUUGAAGGAUACACAACAGUUGCAAAAACUAAUAGUAUCGCCUACGUUGGUUUGCAUGCCUGGUUGGAACAUUUUAUGGGGAGUGGGAGCAAAUUUGAGCAUGAAGCAUUCCUUUCAUAUUGGUUGUGUAAGUUUGUCUUCCCAAUGCCUCUUUAUCGCAUUGAAAAGAAAAAUUUUCCAAUUGCAAUACAUUUAGCUAGAGGAAGAAUUGCGCUUGCACCAGCAGUCCUCUCCAGUAUUUAUACAGAUUUAUGUUUGCUGAAAGCGAAAUUAGUUGCCUCAACAAAAUUGGAUACUGAAGAGGUGCUUAAUCUUUCUACACCUUUUCAAUUGGUCCAGCUUUGGGCUUGGGAGAGAUUCCCAGCAUUACGGCCAAAUCCCAUAUCCAUCACACAAUGUGAGCCAAGGCCUGCCCGCUGGUCCAAACUAAAAAAAGUGAGUAUUGAGAAUAUGAGGUUGGCUAUAGACUCUGCUGGAGAAAGUUUUCAGUGGCGCCCUUAUGCUAUAGCAGCGAAUCAUAAUUGGUUGUUUCCUAAGUUCUAUGGAGAAAAAGAACAGUGGGUGUCAGUUGAUGCUGCUUUGGACAAAGAGUUGGCGUCGUUUGCUCUAUGCAUAAGAGUCUGUGAGCUUCUUGGACUACACUGCAUUCAACUGUACCUCCCACACCGAGUUGCAAUGCAAUUUGGAAUUGAUCAAGAUCUUCCAGGUCCUGUUGCUCGAUACAAUGCGAGCCAGGAUAUUGUUUGGAGCCAUUACAAUAGGUCAAUUGGAGAUGCAAAAUUGUAUGUACCACCACGGCUUUUUGAGGCAGAUGUUACCAAGGGAUACUUUGAGUGGUGGAAGCAAUCAAUGUCUGCUCAGAAAGAUGCAAUUAAGAAUUUCGUUACCCGGCCUAGAGAUUCAAGAAGGAUUCCCCGAGUUUAUUAUGGAAAGAUGGAAAAUUACAAUGUCUUUGUUCCACCUAGUUCUUCUGUAGAAAGUUUUAAAGGGGACACUGUCAAGGAAACUCUACUCCUAGGAACUUUUAGUGAGAAAAGACUGGUUAUUGAUGAUAAGCCUUUGCCAGUCUCUUUAUCUCAAAAAAUGUCACACUCGACACCAAAUGAUGGAGCUCCUAAAAAGGACUUGCUAAUGAAACCAGAGGCAAAGAACAUCCAGGGUGAAGGUUCAACGGGUGAAGCAGAGAAAAAUCUGGCAGAUGCAACUGUGACAGAAUUGGGACAUCCAACCAACAUUGCAGUGCAUGUCAAAGACAAUAAUGAGGAAAGCAGUAGCAGUUGCAAAACUGAGAUUCCAGGAUUGGAGCUUGAGGCUCGGAUAAGCAGGCUUGAGAGAGUAGUUGCUGAGCUAAAAGCAGCAAGAGCUAUUAACAAGUUUGAGUACAAGCCUGCCAAAUAGGAACCAUAGCCGCAAAAAGCAAACCAUGAACCCAAUGUAAAUAAAUUUUCUUCCUUAAGUAACUGAUCAGGCAGUUCAAUACUUAGGAUCUGUUUGGAUACCGCGUAUUUUACUUGCUUUCCAAACUCACUUAUUAUUUUUCUCUAACAAACAGUUUA